Messenger RNA from Lampris incognitus (smalleye Pacific opah), 1547 nucleotides. Its product is annotated as PRA1 family protein 3-like. The record is from RefSeq and is a predicted model, not a curated record. Gene Ontology annotation, biological process: negative regulation of transport. Bases 9 to 581 code for a protein of 190 amino acids. The transcript is spliced from 4 exons. Lineage: Eukaryota; Metazoa; Chordata; Actinopteri; Lampriformes; Lampridae. Gene Ontology annotation, cellular component: membrane.
CUUCAGCGAUGGCAAAGAUGGAGCUUGCACCAUUCAGACCAUGGGAUGAUUUCUUCCCCGGGGCAGACCGCUUUGCCAAACCCGAUUUUGCUGAUUUAACAAAAUGGAACAACAGAGUGAUUAGCAAUUUACUUUACUAUCAGACGAAUUAUUUCGCCGUGGCUAUCGUGGUUUUCCUCAUUGUGGGGUUUCUGAACCCUAUCGGUAUGUUUCUCGGGGGAGCUGUGGUUACUCUGGUCUUUAUGGGUUCGGUGUGGGCUGGAGAGAACAAGGCUGUGAUCAAGAACUUCAAAAAGAAAAAUCCCACUCUGUUUGUCAUCGGGGUCAUGGGCACCAGUUACUUCCUGCUGUCGCUUUGUGGUGGAGUGAUGGUCUUCAUCUUUGGAAUCACCUUCCCUUUGCUGUUGAUCCUUGUCCAUGCUUCUCUGAGGCUGCGCAACGUGAAAAACAGACUGGAAAACAAGAUUGAGGGUGUCGGGCUGAAGAGGUCCCCCAUGGGGGUCAUCUUGGACCUCCUGGAUCAACAGGAGGAGAAGAUUAACAAGAUACAGGAUUUCAUUGAGGGCAAACUUAAGGAAUAAAAGGAGAGGGAGUGCCAUGGAGUGCCUAGAAAAGCACUAUAAAUGACCAGAUUAUCCAGAUGGUGCCCCAAUACUUAUCAAACCAUGAACUGCUUAUUAAACAGCAAUAAGCACCUGUAGUCGCUCCAGGAUCUGUAUGGAUAAGAUAUUUAGUAGUUCAAUUCUGAGACCAGUUUGCCAAUGAUCCUGGAUAUGGAGCACUCCUGUGGUCAGAAGAUUUGUCCAUACUGUUCCUGCUUGAGUAUGCUCUGAUCACAGCUAUGCAAUAUCGAAAAAGGAAUGGCAAGUGCAGCUUUAUUGUUUGAAUUAUUGUACCUUGGUUGUGUAUGUUUUGUUGUUUUUUUUGUUGUUACAUUUAAGUUUUGAUGUGUUUGUUGUCAUGAUACAGCAUGCAAAAGAGGGAUGCGACUUUGGAAAAGUGUUGCACCAAGACCAAUUUAUGCAUCGAAAAAAAUUAAUGCAAGUUCCCCCUUUUUACUAUCUGUUAACUAUCUGUUAACACCGUGGCAGUUUAUCAUUUUCUAUUUAUUUAAGGAUCUAGUCAAGUAUUUCCCUCGUGGGAAUCCAGAGGGAAAUCGAAUGAAUUUAUGUCGACGUUGUAAAUUCUGUAUCGCUACUCCUGGUAUUAAGUGUAAUUGUUUUUGUCUUGCUUUUGACACAUGCACAUUAACUGCAAUUUAUGUGUGGUAAAUUCACAAAUGGAUGGCAUACUACAUAUCUAUAUAUACAUUUUGGGGUUUCUUUGUUUGUUUGUUUUUUCAAUGUGAGUUGUUUUUUAUUAUCCAUUAUUGAGCAUAACCACAGAAUAGGAAGCAAAACACUCUUAUCCGUUAUGAUAUUAAGUUGACAAUAAAGUGGUUUAUGGGGGCAAAGUAUUUCCAAUCAGUUAUCAGUGUUGGUAAAGAUACAGAUGUAUUCUUUUAUUAUUAUUAAACUGGUGCAUUGCUCUGACUUGCUUCAACAUGA